Molecule: messenger RNA, 2654 nt
Organism: Diprion similis
Lineage: Eukaryota; Metazoa; Arthropoda; Insecta; Hymenoptera; Diprionidae
Gene: RIOK1
Product: serine/threonine-protein kinase RIO1
Exons: 5
Coding region: 240-1871 (543 amino acids)
Biological process (GO): maturation of SSU-rRNA
Cellular component (GO): preribosome, small subunit precursor; cytosol
Molecular function (GO): protein serine/threonine kinase activity; ATP binding
Source: RefSeq, a predicted model, not a curated record
GUAUUUUUUGACAAGUAUGUGACAAGUUUCGAAUAAAAUAGUUACGAAUGACGCCUUGUGUUCCGUACACACGACAUUUGCCGAUAGGAUAAGAGUGGUGUGAGAAACAUAGCUUGCCAAAAUAGGUGUAAUUGUUUAAAGUUUCAGAGUCUGGUAAAUCUGGGUAAUACUGUGUGUCACGUGGCGAGCAAUCUUGACUGAAAUAUUCGCCUGAGCACCAUAGUAUUCUAAGUUUGACAAUGGCAUCGGUGGACGAAGGUCAAUUUAGUGAUGCGGAUGAAGAACCGAUAGAAAAAACGAAUCGUGGAAAAUCCAUGAUCAUUCCCGAAUUGACCGUUGAAGUAGGAGAGUUGCAAAUAGACGUUGAAGACUACACAGAGUAUGACUCUGAGGAUGAUUCAUACGAUUGGGAUAUGGAUACUAAAGGCAACUACCAGCUGAAAAACAAUGGCCAUUCAAACGGAACAUCCAACAGUCAGAUGGCAAGCAACAAAGUUUCCAACUACCAGCCUACUGAUAAAUUAUUUCGACGUUACUCCAAUAAAAUAAAUGUUGAAAAAUAUGAGGGACCCAGUUUGCCCGGUCAUGCAGCUAAUUUACUUAUCGAAAGUAACAAACGUAGUGAAAAUGAACGAAUAAGAACAAAGGACAAACAUGACAGAGCAACUGCGGAACAAGUUAUGGAUCCACGUACACGUAUGAUUUUAUUCAAACUGCUCAAUAGAGGUAUAAUAGCUGAAAUAAAUGGUUGUAUUUCAACGGGAAAAGAAGCCAAUGUUUAUCAUGCCACCUCUAAAACUGGCAUUGAAUUUGCGAUAAAAAUCUACAAAACAUCAAUACUAGUGUUUAAGGAUAGAGACAAGUAUGUAAGUGGUGGAUUUCGUUUCCGUCAUGGUUACUGUCGUCACAAUCCACGUAAAAUGGUUCGUACUUGGGCAGAGAAAGAAAUGCGGAAUUUAUUGAGGCUCAGUCAGGCAGGUGUAUCUGCUCCGAAACCAAUUUUAUUGCGCAGCCAUGUUCUCCUGAUGGAUUUCAUAGGUAACGAUGGAUGGCCAGCACCAAAGUUGAAAGAUGUUGAAAUAAAUUCUUCAAAGGCCCGAUCGCUUUACAGAGAGUGUAUCGUUAUGAUGUGGAGAAUAUACAACAAAUGUAGAUUAGUUCAUGCUGAUUUAAGCGAGUUUAAUUUACUUUAUCACAAAGGAGAGAUUGUUGUCAUAGAUGUAUCCCAAUCAGUUGAACAUGAUCAUCCUCAUGCGUAUGAAUUUCUCCGAAAAGACUGCACAAACAUCACAGAAUUUUUCAAGAAACAUGGAGUUGCAGUCAUGUCGAUGAAAGAAUUAUUUGACUUCAUCACGGAUCCUAAUAUAGUUGAAGAAACGAUGGACGAGUACUUAGAUGCAUUAGCAGAACAAAUUAUACUAAGAGAAUCAGAGGAAAUGGAUCCCAACAGUCAAAUAGAAGAACAAGUUUUUAAACAAACAUAUAUACCUCAAAGGCUCAAUGAGGUUGUUAAUGUUGACAAAGAUAUAUCUGAAGCUAAUACCGGAGAGCAAAAUUUGUUAAGGAAAACUGUGUGUGGACUGAGCAUUGAUUUACCCAAGGCAGCAACUGUCACCCCAGACAUUAUUUCAACCAAAAGUCAUGACGACAGCCACACAGAAGAAAGCGAAGAGGAUGUAUCUGAAUCUGAGGCAGAGUCACAAAACAACGAUGAAUCGAAAUUUGUCAACUCAGCUCGGCCACGAAAUGAAAGUCCUGACAGCAAAAAGGCACGAAAAAAAGCUAUCAAAGAGCAAAAAGCUGAAAAUCGUCAAAAGAAAACCAAGAAGCACGUGAAAAAAAGAAAAGAGAAGAUGUUGAAAAAGAAAUAGACACUAAAUAAAUCCUUGUACAAUGUUUGAUUCUUGUGUCAGCAUUAUAAUUGUAUAUUCCACUCAAAAACUGCUGGAUGUAAAUAGAAAGUAAUGCAAUUAAAACCGCUCCAUAAACCUCAUCAAUCAUGUUCCGUUGACUAUACACCAGUCAUUUUGACCUUAUUUGUCAUAUUGACUUUUGGACUUAACUACGUACACGGAACCGAAGGUAAACGAUGAACUGAAAAAACCAGUCUUUAUUGAGUAAUUUAUAAAACAACAAUACUUUUGAAGCAUCCCAUAUCGAAAAAAUGUACUAUACGUUACUUUUUUUUAAAUACUUAUAAUAAAUUUUUUUUAAUGCUAAAAUUUUUCGCUAAUAUUUACAUUUUACUGCUGUCACAUACUGAGCACAUAGAGAUAGUCAUACAGCUAACAUAGUUUGAAAUAAUGGUGUCCAAAACUUUCCAAAGUAUUGAUUAUUAUUAUUAUAAUACCCACCUAUUAAAUAAAUGAAAACUUGAAGAUAAUCGUAAUUCUGUGAAAACAGAAAAUACGGCAAGAUCCUUCGUGAUCUUAAAAAACUAUAAUUAUAACUAAACACAGCAGAAAACAGAGAAAACGUGAUUCCUUCUUUACAAUCAUAGGGUUUGUUGUAAUGCUCAUAUACUGAAGUUCGAUAUUGAAUACAUGGGAACAUAAUAUAAUUUUCUCAGUACAUCAGACUAUUCGAUAAGCGAAAUAUACCUGUAUGACUCGCAAACCGGUACGUUGAUAAUUAGAUAAAUAUAUCUUGGAAAA